Messenger RNA from Dama dama (fallow deer), 3791 nucleotides. It is a transcript of the gene CARF, whose product is annotated as calcium responsive transcription factor. The transcript has 18 exons. Gene Ontology annotation, cellular component: nucleus. NCBI's taxonomy places the organism in Eukaryota, Metazoa, Chordata, Mammalia, Artiodactyla, Cervidae. Gene Ontology annotation, biological process: regulation of transcription by RNA polymerase II. Gene Ontology annotation, molecular function: RNA polymerase II cis-regulatory region sequence-specific DNA binding; DNA-binding transcription factor activity, RNA polymerase II-specific. The record is from RefSeq and is a predicted model, not a curated record. Bases 804 to 3047 code for a protein of 747 amino acids.
CCUUAGGUCGCUCAGAGGGUAAAGCAUCUGCCUGCAAUGCGGGAGACCCAUGUUCUAGCCCUGGGUUGGGAAGAUGCCCUGGAGAAGGAAAUGGCAACCCACUCCAGUACGCUUGCCUGGAAAAUUACAUGGACCGAGGAGUCCAUGGGAUCGCAGAGAGUCGAACACGACUCAGCGACUUCACUUUUACUUUUUUACCUUCCUUAUGGAAGGCGAAAGGUGUCCUCCCACACCUUCUCCUUGCGUUUUUUUUUUUUUUUUUUGGUUGGUGUUGUUUUUUACUUUUUUUGGUCUUAACAUUACCCAGAGGCCUAUAUCUUAUUCUCAAACGGUCUGGAGAACUAUUCUAAUGGAAUGUAGUUGUUUUUCUCAGGGAGGAUGGAUGGAGAGAUACAAUCCCGCUCUCACAGUCGCUUUUUAAGGCGUUCACCAGAAGAGCUUCAAGAGGGAGGCUUAAAGAGACAGCAUUUUAGAAAAAAAUGCCGCUAUGAAGACAUAAUUAUAACUUUCGCAUAAAUGAAGUCACAACCAUCAUGAUUUAGUGCUGCCCAAAGGAAGAAAUUCAGUGGAAAAGAGAGUAUUUCUGGGGAUAGUAGAAUGUGUGUGACCUGAAUUUAAACUUGAGCUACUGCCUGAAGUACUUCUCCAUACUAAACAUACUGCAUAAAGGAAAAUUUUGAGCUUUGAAUUCCCAGAAGACAGUAGGAAAGAAAUUACCUUUCUUCCAUUUGGAAAAUUCCAGUCUGGUCAAAGUUCUGAACUACUAAACAACAGAAUAAAAUGGAAUUGAAUAUGAUAUCAGCAUGGAACAAUCUGUUGAUUCAUUAAAAGUCAACCAUAAUGAUUCUGAAGAGUCAGAAACAGAUUCUCAGCCUCUAACCUAUAUGGACCCCAGUGAGCCUUCUUUUCGACAAGAUGGUUCGCCUGGAGUUUUACCCGUUACUACUCCUGAAGAGGACAGUUCACUCUCAUCUCAGAAUAUACCAGGGCCCCUGACUCAGACACAGACCCUCUCUGCAGAGCAAUUCCAUCUAGUGGACCAAAAUGGGCAACCUAUUCAAUAUGAGCUUCAGUCAUUGGGGGAUUCUAACGCACAAAUGAUGAUUGUUGCCAGCCCAUCAGAAAAUGGACAGGUGCUGCGUGUAAUUCCAUCUCCCCAGGCAGGAAUGACACAAGUGAUUAUACCUCAGGGACCACUUAUGGAUGAGAAUAGUCCUCAAGAUGUCUCUGAAGAGAAACCCAGUGACAGAGACUUACCAGCUGUGAGAGUGGAUGCUCUAGCAGACAGUAACAGUAGUUACAUUCUUCAUCCACAGGCAUCCCUCACGUUGCCCAAAAAGACAGUGACCAGGAUACUCGAAGAACCUCUUUUGGCUCCACUCCAGCCACUUUCUUCUAACACACCUAUAUGGGCCUGCCGUCUUAGGAGCUGUGAGAAAAUUGGAGAUUCAUACCGUGGCUACUGUGUAAGUGAGACUGAAUUGGAAAGCAUCCUAACAUUUCACAAGCAGCAAACACAGAGUGUUUGGGGGACACGCCAGUCUCCAAGCCCAGCCAAGCCAGCUACUCGCUUGAUGUGGAAAUCCCAGUAUGUCCCAUAUGAUGGAAUCCCAUUUGUCAAUGCAGGGAGCAGAGCUGUAGUAAUGGAGUGUCAGUAUGGGCCAAGGAGAAAAGGUUUCCAGUUAAAAAAAAUUGGUGAGCUGGAAAAUAGGUCUUGUCAGCUCUACAAAGCCACUUGUCCAGCCCGGAUUUACAUUAAGAAAGUACAGAAAUUUCCUGACUAUAGAGUUCCUACAGACCCCAAAAUUGACAGGAAGAUAAUCCGAAUGGAGCAGGAGAAAGCCUUUAACUUGCUGAAGAAGAACUUGGUGGAUGCUGGUGGUGUUCUUAGGUGGUAUGUACAGUUACCUACGCAACAAGCUCAUCAGUAUCAUGAAUUAGAGACUCCCUGCCUCCCUUUAUCAUCUUCCUCCUUUCCUAUAUCUUCUCUUGAAGAAGAAGAAACUGCAAUUAGAGAUGAGAAUUGUACAUUGCCUUCACGUCUACAUCCUCAAGUAGCACAUAAAAUUCAAGAAUUAGUAUCACAGGGAAUAGAACAAGUAUAUGCAGUUAGGAAACAGCUAAGAAAAUUUGUGGAAAGGGAACUCUUCAAACCUGAUGAAGUACCUGAAAGACAUAAUUUAUCCUUUUUUCCAACUGUAAAUGAUAUAAGAAAUCACAUUCAUGAGGUACAGAAAUCCUUGAGAAAUGGAGAUAAUAUAUAUAACUCAGAGAUUAUUCCAGCAACGCUUCAAUGGACUACAGAUAGUGGGAAUAUUCUCAGAGAGACUGUGACAGUUACACUUGCAGAAGGUAAUUCACAAGGAGAAUCAGUUUCCAGCAAAGUGGAAACAAGUCAGACAAGGAAUUCUUUGUCUCCUGAACCAGCCCACUUGCUCUCCUCCCUUUCUUCAUUUCAGCCAAAAAUAUUCACACACCUGCAGGGUUUGCAGUUACAACCAAGAUUCACUUCUGAUGGAUCACCAGCUCUAAUAUCAGUAAAUAACCACCCCUCCUCCAGUCCUUCAAGACUUCUGGAUUCAGUAGGAAGUGCUGUAAUGAAUAAUAAUUCUCUACUGCUUGGUCAGACUCAUUGCCUUCAAACAGAUACACCUCUAACCCCAAACAGUAGUAUUUCUUCUACCAUGAGUAACCUUCCAGGACCAGAUCAAAAUCUGGUUGCAGUGGAUCAGCUGGUAGAAGUUGAAGAUGUUGAAGAUACAGAGACUCUGGAAGGAAAUGUUCAUCGGAUUCUAUUGGGAAAUGUGCAGACCAUACCAAUACAGAUUAUAGACAGCCCGCCAGUUCUUAUUGAAGAAAAUUCAGAAGGUACCAUUUCUGUGAACCAAGUUAAGCAAGAACCCAAAGAACCAGCAUUGUCUCUGGAAGCAAAACCAAAUUUGGACUGUAGGAACUGGAACUAUCAAUAUUUUCAUGUAAGUAUUUUAAUGAGUAGCUCUUUAAAAAUGCUUUCUAAAUUAGUUUUUAGAAAUUCAUUUGUCCUCUAAAUGCAUGUUCAGUUACAGUGUAUCAGUAUUUUAUUUUAAAGGUGCUUAGCAUUAUUUUUUACGAAGUAUGUUUACAUAUUUUCAAUAUUCAGUUAAUUUUUAAAUUAUUAAACACAGCACAUAGAGUUUUUAGUAUCUGUAUUUGGCAUUCUCCUAACAGCUCUACAGCAAAGUUUGAUAUAUGUUCUUUUGUGUCAUGUAUUACAAGGUGUCAUAUCUGUAGUAGAAAGUUUGGUGUUCAAAAUAAGCAGUCAGAAUUCAUUAUUACAGCUGAGCUUGUUUCUUCAUUGUGGUUAUCAUGUUCCAAGCCUCCAAGGGAACAUUAUAUAUGCUACAGUGAAUUAUAGAUAAACACAGCCAUGGUGGGUUUUUCCCUCAAUUUUCUAUGUAAGUGGUUAACAUACUUAAAAAGCUUUUAUGUCUUAUACAAGGUAAAUGUUUCCUAAAAGUCACGAAAGUAAUAGAAAAUAGACUUGAUGAUAUGGUCCUGCAUUAGAGUUUCUAAUCUUGAGGCCUAGCCAUAUGUGUUCCAUCUUUAUAUCCUGUCAAAAUACAUACUUAAUCAUGUGAAUAUGAGAAAGAUGCAGUUUAAUUUUAUACCAGGUUUUUUAAAAAGUUAAAAAUGUGUGUAUAUAUAUGUGUGUGUGUGUGUGUGUAUAUAUAUAUAUAGUAACUUAAUGUUUAGUGUCCUUGUUAUAAUGUAAUUUUUUUCAUUAAAAAAUCUUGUGUUAUUUUUUUCUUACA